GCGUGUCUUCUCGCGAGAACUCGCAUUGGCUGCGCACUUGGUGAAGAAGAGGCGUUGCGGCCUUUUGAAUCUUUCUUUGCCGUCGGUCGCACUGUGAGGAAGGCCUGCGUUAGUGAAAAUGGCGGAACUCGACCAGCACGACUCCCAGGACGCUCUGAACAACGGCAGCGACAACAACAGCCUGUGCGACGACCAGUGUGACGCGAGCAUGGCGGAGGAGAGCACUUCCAACGGGGUGAAGAAGGAGAGCGAAGACGCCACUAAAGACGACAAGCCACUAAAGGAGAAAUCUGGGGGGACCAGAAAGGCAAACAGAUUCCAUCCAUAUGGAAAGGAGAAAUCGGCCUCUGACAAGAAGGGUCAGAGUCGGAACAGGGUGUUCAUCAGCAACAUCCCAUAUGACAUGAAGUGGCAAGCCAUCAAGGACCUGAUGAGGGAGAAAGUUGGUGAGGUUACAUACGUGGAGCUCUUUAAGGAUGCUGAAGGAAAAUCAAGGGGUUGUGGUGUGGUGGAGUUUAAAGAUAUGGAAUUUGUAACGAAGGCUAUUGAUGUGAUGAAUAAACAUGAUUUAAAUGGAAGACCCCUUAACAUCAAAGCAGAUCCAGAUGGAGAGCAUGCACGCAGAGUUCUGCAGCGUGGUGGAGGCCCAUUUCCUGGGGGUCAUAAUGCAGAAAUGGGUCCUGGUAUAAUGAACCUCCCUCCUUCAAUUGUUAACAAUCCUAACAUCCCGCCUGACCUAAUCAGCGCAUUAAGAGCAGGAAGACUUGGAACAACCGUUUUUGUUGCGAACCUUGAUUUUAAAGUUGGUUGGAAGAAACUGAAGGAAGUAUUCAGCAUUGCUGGAAAUGUCAAGAGGACAGAUAUAAAGGAGGACAAAGAUGGCAAAAGCAGAGGAAUGGGGACAGUUACCUUUGAACAAUCGAUAGAAGCGGUGCAAGCAAUCUCUAUGUUCAAUGGACAGUUUUUGUUUGACCGGCCUAUGCAUGUAAAAAUGGAUGAUAAAUCUCUUCCUCCAGAUGACUUCCAUGCCAUAGAAAAGGCACCUCAGCUACCUCGUGGUCUAGGAGGUAUAGGUAUGGGACUUGGGCCUGGUGGGCAGCCAAUUAGUGCAACACAGAUCGGAAUGGGUGGAGGAAUGGGCAGCAUGGGUCCAUCAGGUAUGGACGGGCCAGGCUUUGGUGGCAUGAGUAGAAUGGGAGCAGCUAGUGGAUUUGGUGGCAUGGAUGGAAUGAGUAACAUGUCAGGAUUUAGUGGAGUAAGCCGAAUGGCAGGAAUGGGUGGUGUUGAUGACUUCAGGGGCAGUUUAGGAUCUGGCAUGAGUGGAAGCAUGUCAAACAGCAUGGCAGGCAUGGCAAGUGGCAUGGGAGACAUGUACAGAGGAGGUAUGGGAAGCAGCAUGGACAGAGAAUUCAGUCGAAGCGAAAUUGGCUUAAGCCGUGGCUUUGGAGAUUCAUUUGGAGGAAUGAGUAGUGCCAUGGUUGGAGGCUUUGGUGGGAUGGGCUCUUCCUCACUCGGUCCUCUAGGAUCCGGCAUGAGUUCCGGAAUGAAUGCUGUGAAUAGCAUGAGCAUGGGGCUUGGCAUGGACAGAAUGAGCUCCAGUUUUGAUCGUAUUGGAGGUGGCCUAGAUAGACCCAUGGACAUGGAACGGGGAUUUGGAGGGUUUGGCUCCACUCCACUGGGCGGUGGCUUAAGAGAGCGGGGAAACAAAGGAUGUCAGAUAUUCGUUAGAAAUCUUCCAUUUGACUUAACUUGGCAAAAGCUGAAGGAGAAGUUCAGUCAGUGUGGUCGGGUUAUGUUUGCAGAGAUAAAAAUGGAGAACGGUAAAUCUAAAGGCUGUGGAACUGUAAGAUACGACUCCCCAGAAACUGCAGAGAAGUCAUGCAGACUGAUGAAUGGAAUAAAAAUCAAUGGUAGAGAAAUUGAUGUCCGCAUGGAUCGCAAUGCAUAAUUCCUUAUUUUGGCCAGUGGCAUUCCCACAUUUGUUCAGUCCUUUUGGUAAAUACAUUUUAGUAAAUGUUGUUAGAGCAGGGAAGGCUUGCUUUUAGAUGCAAACCUCUGCUUGUGUGGUGUUUAAUGUAUUUUUGUUAUAUAUUUUGAUUUUUAAACACCAUGUCUCUGGUCAUUCAAUUUAUAUGAAUGGACAUAAUGUUUUUAAUAAAGCCAAUUUCUCACAGCUAGUUUAAGUCUACAUUGUGGGGUUCUCAUGUGUACCUUGUUUGAUCUCUUCAGCACAGUCCAAAUGCCCCAUAUUGACAAAAUAAAAUUUUGUUUCAGUUGAGUGAAACUGGUAAAUUUU
Molecule: messenger RNA, 2296 nt
Organism: Bufo bufo (common toad)
Lineage: Eukaryota; Metazoa; Chordata; Amphibia; Anura; Bufonidae
Gene: MYEF2
Product: myelin expression factor 2
Exons: 18
Coding region: 119-1948 (609 amino acids)
Biological process (GO): regulation of mRNA stability involved in response to oxidative stress
Cellular component (GO): cytoplasm; nucleus; post-mRNA release spliceosomal complex
Molecular function (GO): mRNA binding
Source: RefSeq, a predicted model, not a curated record